UAAGUUUGCAUAAGAUUAUACGCAGAUGUACGCCGUAGUAUAAUUAUUGUUAAACGACUCAAUUAUUCGAAUAACCUACGUCACGGACCGAAAGCUCGAAUACUCGAGAGGAGGGAGUGCGAUUUCGUCGCUGUCCUUUUCACACGUUGUCGUAUGAAACCGUCGACUAUACGCUAUAGAUCGCAACAUAAACGAUUCCCAUCGAGCGCCUAAUAUAUAAUAAAUUAUAUUAUACACUACGUAUUGCGUGCUCGCUCGCCUAACCAGCACACGUCGCACAAACGCACAAUAAUUUAACUAGUCGUCGCGAGGACCGGACACCCUUUUUUCAAUAUUCAUUUCAUCGUUAUGCGUGUGCGUGAGCGUGUUUAUUUUAUUGAUAUUAAUAUGAUGCGUAAACCUAACACAACUCACAGUAACCAUCGGGUGGAAUAACUGUCCCACGCGAGAAAACCGACGGUGAUUGCGCGAGGUCACGUACAUAAUAAUAUUACCGGAUAUUUUAUACCAGACUUUCCACGGUACCGUGUAAUCCGUCUUCAUGGUGCACAAACGUAAAAUGCUGCGGUGGUCCGCCACCUCACAAUUCCUCGUCGCAGCCGUCGCGUUGUUCGCCGUCUUUCGCUGCUGCGGCUGUUCGACGCCGAUCUGCAACGUACACGAUGACUACUAUGAAGACCUCCACGAUGACGGGCCACUGUACUUGUCGCCCAUGAUACGUGACGGCCGAAUCGACGAGGCGCGGGCCGCUUGUAAAGUGAACCUGAACAACAACACGGCCGCGGUGGAUAGUUGCGCCGGUUACCUGACCGUGGACGAGGCCCACGAUUCCAACUUGUUCUUAUGGUUCUUCCCGGCCGCGAGCGGCAAUCCGGACGCGCCCGUCGUGCUGUGGUUGCAGGGCGGACCGGGCGCCAGCAGCCUGUACGCGGUGUUCAACGAGCACGGCCCCUUUACGGUAAACGAGGACGGUGACCUGUUGCCACACCGGCACACGUGGACGGCCACGCACUCGAUGCUGUACGUGGACAACCCGGUGGGCGUGGGGUACAGCUUCACCGGCGACGAUGCGGGUUACACCACCAACCAGACGGCCAUCGCCGAGAAUCUGUACGCCGCACUGGUGCAGUUCUUCGAGCUGUACCCCGAGUACCGGGACAACGAUUUCUACGUGACCGGCGAGUCGUACGCGGGCAAGUACGUGCCGUCCGUGUCGUACGCCAUCCACCAGAACAAUGCCGGGGCCCGAGUCAAGAUAAACCUCAAGGGACUAGCCAUCGGCAACGGAUUUAUCGACCCCGUGAACCAGAUGGUACUCCCCGAAUUCUUGUACGAGCGAGGACUCAUCGACAUUACGAAAAGACUGCAAAUGGAACAAAUGGAUAACGAGACCCUAGAGUUGAUCGCUGCGGGCAACUGCAGCGGCGCGUUCGAUGCGAUGUACAUGUCACAGUACAGCACGUUGGACCAUAUGCAAUACAUCGAAAACGUGAUGUGGAGAAACGACCCAAUACCGUACAAGGCCGGUUACUGGUAUCAGUACGUGCAGCUCACGUCGGUUCGGGCCGCACUGCACGUGGGCAGGUGCCCGUGGUCGGGCUUUGAGGAGGUUUUAGAGCGGAUGAAGUGCGACAUACCACUGUCCGUGGCCCCGCGGCUAUCCGCGCUCCUGGAAACCGGCCAGUACCACGUGCUCCUCUACUCCGGGAAGCUUGAUGCGAACGUGCCGUAUCAGGGCUCAGUGAACGUGGCCAAAGCGCUCCGGUGGAGUGGUGCUGAACGGUUCAGGAACGCGAAUAGUACGGCCUGGAUGGUGCCCGUGCGCGACUGUCAGAAGCGGUGCAAUACCACCGAGUCGGCCGGUUAUGCGACCACUUACGGUCCACUCACGGUACUGCUGAUCAGGAAUGCUGGCCACAUGGUACCGUAUGACCAACCGAUGUUGGCCCACGACAUGAUCGACCGGUUCACGUCCGGCAAACAGUUUGACUGAAAAUCAGCUACGACACGGCGCAUCGUUGCACUAUAAUAUAAAAGUAUACAAACAAUGAUUUAUUUUGCUGAAGUAACGACGUCACCUCCCUCCCGAAUAUUGCACAAUAAAUCUAAAUAUUAUAAUUAUAUAUAGGUCCCUAUAUAUAUACAUUAUUAUUUAUUAUUAGGAUGGGUGGUCAUGUCGCUCACCCCACUUCAUCGUGAAAAUUUGAAGCGACAACACAAUAACAAUAUAACGUUAAAGUUUCGUUGUAUGUACUAUUCAAAUUAAGAUUAACGUAUACAUUGAAUAUUAUUGUUUGCCCAUUUCACGAAACGAAAUAACUGUGUGUGGAAUUAUAAACGCUUUCGUUGUAUUGAAAAUUAUCUCUAUAUAUCUUUUUAUUAAUAAAUAAAUUUAUAAAUAUAUAAUCUUGUACUUUUUAAA
Messenger RNA from Rhopalosiphum padi (bird cherry-oat aphid), 2422 nucleotides. RefSeq names its product venom serine carboxypeptidase-like. The coding region runs from base 542 to 1993 and encodes 483 amino acids. The transcript is spliced from 3 exons. NCBI's taxonomy places the organism in Eukaryota, Metazoa, Arthropoda, Insecta, Hemiptera, Aphididae. Gene Ontology annotation, biological process: proteolysis. The record is from RefSeq and is a predicted model, not a curated record. Gene Ontology annotation, molecular function: serine-type carboxypeptidase activity.